AUCACGUGUUGCCGGUUCACUGACGCAAAACUUCCGCGACUCCUACUGAUCCUUAUCCUACAUGUGAAUGUCGUCGCCGCUGUUAUAAAAGCUGAUUUUAUAAGGUGCUCGGGUGAGAUGCGGGUGCAAAUGUUUUGACUGGUUGUUAAAUACAGGAAGUCCCCUUUUCAAAAUGACCACCAGGCUGCUGUGUAGAUGGGCGCGGUUGUUUCCUCGCUGCCCCCAGGCUGCCACAGCCUCAGCCCGGCUACAGAACUUCACAGUCCACCAGACAGAACCAGUGUGCCUGACAUCCCUGUCGUGGAUCCGACCCUCUGCUAGACACCUCUGUCAGGGCAAUGAACUGGCUAGAAUGGAGGAGACAGCAUUGCCAUAUGAUCAAACACCACUAGUCCGACUUGUUGAAAAGGCAUCCACCCCAGAGGAAGUGCUUCAGUUGUGGGCAGAGCAAGGCGGAUCUGCCAGCGAUGCUGCCAGGUGUCUAGUCCAGCUGAACCUGCGGGUCACGGAGAAGGGUGGCGAAGAAAUCCUGCAGGAUCCUCGCUUCGAGAGCAUGCUGGAGACUGUGAACUCUCAGGUGUCCUCAGUGUGGAAUGGAUCUCUGGUGGGUCUUCUACGUGCUCUCACGAUGUUGGGUCUCCCUUCUGAUGCCCCUCUACUCCGCUCCAUCCAGAAUGAAGUGCUCUGGAGGAUCCGGCGCUUCACCUACCGUCACUUGGCGUACCUGGUGGACUGGGUGGCCUUUCAGCGGCGACAAGGGUAUGAAAACGAAGCACUUACCGCAGCUCUGCUGAAACAACUGGAGCUGCGCUGGACAGAGCUGUGUGACAGUCGUACCGUCAGCAUUCUCAUGGGCCGUGCUAUGCUUUUCACCCCAUCUCUCAUGGACAAACUGGAGGACAAAGCUCUGGAGUUGGCAGAGAGCUUCAGCGCAGAGGAUAUCCGGAGGGUGGCAUUUGCACUCGCCUCUCAGAACAGACGGGCCGUUCCUUUGUUACGUGCUCUCUCAUACCACCUGAACCAGAAACCUUCUUUUGAACUAAAAACACCAUUGCUGCUUGACAUUGCAUACGCUUAUGGUAAGCUGAAUUUUCAUCAGACACAAGUGCUUCAGAGAAUAGCGGCGGAGCUAUUGCCUAGGUUAUCAGAACUGAGUUCCCUCGAUGUCACCCGCUGUGCCAAGUCUCUAGCCUUUCUCAAGUGGCUUCACUUGCCUCUGUUUGAAGGCUUUGCUCAGCACUAUGUGAGUAAUAGUGGAAACUACAGCACUAUGCAGGUGUGUAAUCUAAUCAUAUCUUUCGCCAAACUCAACUUCCAACUCGGCAAAGGAGAGGAGUUUUACCAAAAGGUACACAAAGCUUUGGAAGGUUCCUUUCAGAAUUUAGAGCCUUUUCUGAAGACCGAUGUAGUCUGGUCGCUGUGUGUGCUGAACCAGGCCAAUCCUGAUUACAUAUCCUCUGUUACGAAAUAUGACUUCCAGAAGAAACUUACAGGUGGCAUUGUGGAUAGGACUGAGAGCUAUCGGCUGAAACUGCUGCAUAUCUCUGCCUUUGCUCAGCUGGAGCCUUUAGGAAUCACUGUUCAAUCCCCUGCUGUGCUGCUGCCAGCUUCCCAGGGUAAAGUGGAGGUCAGCACCCCUCUGCAGAGCAGCCUACACACAGCCCUUCAAAGCCUGACCAACGGAAGGACGCAAGCCCUCCGCACAGCCGUCAAAACUGUAUACGGCUGGACGAUAGAUGGAGAGAUUGUGGUAGAUUCAGAAAAUAAACCUAUUGAUUUGGAGAAAUUGAAAGCCCCUCAUUUACCUGGAGGUGGUGGACGUGAUGCCUUACCUGCAGGGGCACGGAGAAUAGCAUUUGUGGCUUGGGAGUUUCCUAACUUUUGCCUUAGAAGCAAGGAUCUUCUGGGCCGCUUUGCCAUGCAGAAACGCCACCUACAGCUGGCUGGAUUUAUAGUGGUGGAGGUGCCGUACUUUGAAUGGCUGGAGCUGAAGUCCGACUGGCAGAAAGUGGCUUACUUGAAAGACAAAUUAGGGAAGGCAGUGGCUGAGGACAUGGCUAAAUGAGCCAUCAAGCCUGUCAGUAAUGUUAAAUGCCUUUGACACAAGCUGCUCAUAGACAUCAACGGCCUCAGACAAUAACAUGACUUACAGGUGAGGGAAUGACAGAUAUUGAGUUCUACACAAACAAUUAGAGACUGUUGCAGCAUCCUCAAGUACCACGAUCCACCCGAACAUCAGAGUGGAAAUCAAAUGCGUCUGGGAGCUCUGAUCAAUCUCUGCAUGAACAGAAAGCAGAGCCUCCAGGAAUCAGCAGAUGCUCGGAAGCAACAGAGUCGUGUAUCCGCUGCCUUCCCAAAAAAGAAACUCGGAGCCAAAGAGCUAGGCAUAUGUUGUGAAAUAAAAGCGUGACUGAUCUGAAGGGCAUAAGCAAUGUUUACCACAGGGGGAAAACAACUACAUUAUCAGAGCUUUGUGUUAAUUGUCCACGUCCUUACAAACAACUGGACGUUCAACACUCUCUCCUUCCACUUAUAAUAAAUACAUACACCGUCUGUUUUUGAUGCAGUUGCCUAGACAACACAUGGAGCUUUCCUUGUUGCCAAGGAGACAGUUGUUGGGUUGGAAAUAUUUAUGGUAAAAGGGACUGAGAGUUUAGUACUUAAGGAUACUUUCAUUACACUUACAAAGCACCACUCUAUUGGUGUGAAUUAAAAAAAAGAAGUAAAAUAACUAUACUUGCCUCACCUGAUAUCUGUACAUUUGCAAAUAUGCUUGUGAUUUAAUGAAAUAUGCGUAAAACAAGGGCAGUAUGUAAGAAUACAUAUUGGAUUUUAAUAAAUAUUUUCCUUUAAAUAUUUAUUUUGGAAUGGUCAUCAUCAUUGAAUUCUGGUAUGUUUAGACCUGUUUACUGAAGUUACAUUCUCUCUUACGAAGAAUAGACUUUCCAGCUGAAAUCUUGAAAGAUUUUGAGCACAGAAUGGAUUUUCUUCACUUAAGACUUUCAUCUCUGUUUCCACUGCGUGUUAUUAAUAUAAACUAAUCUCGUAUUUUCAUCAGAGGGCAUAUGGUGACUCAUUGCUGUAUUUUGCUGAAUGUGGUUUGCUAAUGUUGGCUGUCUGUCUGCAGUCAUGCUGUGAUGUUCUAUAUCUCAGUAUUUUGUGUAACAUAGAACGCUGAUGAAAUGUGAAACUGGUGUUAAUUUAUUUUUCUAUCAGUUGCUAUGACUUAAGACUUAAUAAACAGACACUGAGCUAUG
Labeo rohita (rohu) is the source of this 3257-nucleotide messenger RNA. It is a transcript of the gene fastkd4, whose product is annotated as transforming growth factor beta regulator 4. The record is from RefSeq and is a predicted model, not a curated record. Gene Ontology annotation, molecular function: RNA binding. Lineage: Eukaryota; Metazoa; Chordata; Actinopteri; Cypriniformes; Cyprinidae. The coding region runs from base 173 to 2065 and encodes 630 amino acids. The transcript has 12 exons. Gene Ontology annotation, biological process: regulation of mitochondrial mRNA stability; mitochondrial RNA processing. Gene Ontology annotation, cellular component: ribonucleoprotein granule; mitochondrial matrix.